AUGGCGGCCUGCAUCACCGGCUACAACAACACCAUGGACGUCGCAGGCUUCGGCUUCAAUACCCAAUCCGCCAUGUUCUACCAAUCCCUCCACGCUCAACACGAUGUCCACAACGGCGUGAUAUGCGAUAGUUGCGGAGCAAAUCCACUGCGAGGAAUCAGAUGGCGAUGUCAAACUUGUCCAGACCACGACAUUUGCGGCGAGUGCAAGAAUAGGGGCGCUGGAGUUGGACAUCGCUUUGACAUGAUGUCUGUGGGCCAGACAAAUGAUGUUAUGAAUGGUGUGGGCCAGCGGUUUCAGGCUUCGCAGGAGGCAGGUGUGCACUGGACGAGUUGUAAAGGCUGUCAGAUGUAUCCUAUACGGGGGACGUUGUACGCCUGCACGAUCUGUCCGGGGUUCGAUAUGUGCGAAAACUGCAACCGCACCCGCCUCGCCACGCAAACCCACCAACAUCGUUUCGACUUCUUCUACUGUGCUCGAGCCUGCAACCCUCCACCAUCGUCGCAAGGCCAAUACACACCAAGCACCUACGCCAACACUCACUACCAAGGCGGGAGCGCAGAGCAGCAACUCGCUCAGAACCAAGCCGCCUACGAGGCCGAGCAGAAGGAAAUACUGCAUCAGGGCCUUGUCAGUCAAGAACAGCAGCAGGGGCACUAUGACAAUAGUCUUGCCGCUCAGCAGUAUGGUGCCAUGUAUGGUGAUCGGAAGAGGGAUCGGGUGGCUGCUUUGAUGGGGUUGCGGUAG
This is a messenger RNA of Zasmidium cellare ATCC 36951, 747 nucleotides long. RefSeq lists its product as uncharacterized. Gene Ontology annotation, cellular component: amphisome; aggresome. Lineage: Eukaryota; Fungi; Ascomycota; Dothideomycetes; Mycosphaerellales; Mycosphaerellaceae. Bases 1 to 747 code for a protein of 248 amino acids. The record is from RefSeq and is a predicted model, not a curated record. Gene Ontology annotation, molecular function: zinc ion binding; K63-linked polyubiquitin modification-dependent protein binding; protein kinase C binding. The transcript is spliced from 2 exons. Gene Ontology annotation, biological process: mitophagy; endosome organization; aggrephagy.